This is a messenger RNA of Rosa rugosa (rugosa rose), 354 nucleotides long. Its product is annotated as cullin-1-like. Gene Ontology annotation, cellular component: cullin-RING ubiquitin ligase complex. The record is from RefSeq and is a predicted model, not a curated record. The transcript has a single exon. Lineage: Eukaryota; Viridiplantae; Streptophyta; Magnoliopsida; Rosales; Rosaceae. Gene Ontology annotation, molecular function: ubiquitin protein ligase binding. Gene Ontology annotation, biological process: protein ubiquitination. Bases 1 to 354 code for a protein of 117 amino acids.
AUGGAGCCAAGUACAGGGACUGGAGAACGCAAUGUUGUGUUCAACUGUAAGUUCAGAACACAAAAGAAAAGACUUGAGCUCCCUUUUCACAAGCUGAUCGAUAAGAAGAAGGUGAUUGAAAAAGUUGACAGGGAGAGGAUCAAUAUGAUAGACAUUGCACUUGUGCGUGUUGCAAAGAACCAAAAAAUUAUCGAUCAUAAGGAUCUGAUUAGGGACUGUGUUGAGCAAGUACAGAAUUUCAAGCCCGAUAUCACAGUGAUUGAGAGACAGAUUAGUAGUCUGGUUUGUCGUGACUACCUAGAGAAACAGAAGCCUAAGGGAGCACCUGAAGCGCUUUACAUUUAUCUCCCCUGA